AUGGGAUCCAUAUUGUCUCCAACUUAUGGAGAAUUGUCCAGACACGUUAAAAAUGGUUCCAAUAGCCCUGAUGGAAAAGGAGUCUGUCUGCAACUGAAAGAGAAUUGCAAGCCAUUUUUGGAUAAAAAACGAUUGGAGGAUGGACCAUCAAAAGAAAAAGUGGAACCGAAUGAGGUGAUAAAAAUAAGAGUCCCUGAUAUAAUAAAAAUAACGUUAUUGGGAGUAAUUGUUAUGGGGAUGUUGUAA
This is a messenger RNA of Pneumocystis carinii B80, 246 nucleotides long. RefSeq lists its product as hypothetical. The transcript has a single exon. The coding region runs from base 1 to 246 and encodes 81 amino acids. Lineage: Eukaryota; Fungi; Ascomycota; Pneumocystomycetes; Pneumocystales; Pneumocystaceae. The record is from RefSeq and is a predicted model, not a curated record.